AGCGACAGAAGCGACAGCCGGGCACAAUUUAGUGUUGCACACUUUGUUUUGUUUACGAAUGCAGAGAAGCUAGCCUUGCUAGCGAUAAAAUAUUUCUAAACUAACUGCUGCUGAAUCGUUGCUGAAAUAAAAUGAAACCUGCAGUGGAUGAGAUGUUUCCUGAAGGAGCGGGUCCCUACGUGGACUUGGACGAGGCAGGAGGCAGCAGCGGCCUGCUCAUGGACCUGGCAGCCAAUGAAAAAGCAGUGCACUCUGAUUUCUUUAAUGACUUUGAGGAUCUUUUCGAUGACGACGACCCUACCAGUGAUGACAGUGCCUGAACACCUGUGUGUUGAUGUGAUUGUGUACAUAAAGAAAUCGUAAAAAAUGGG
Lates calcarifer (barramundi perch) is the source of this 371-nucleotide messenger RNA. It is a transcript of the gene cops9, whose product is annotated as COP9 signalosome subunit 9. The transcript is spliced from 3 exons. The coding region runs from base 132 to 320 and encodes 62 amino acids. NCBI's taxonomy places the organism in Eukaryota, Metazoa, Chordata, Actinopteri, Centropomidae. Gene Ontology annotation, biological process: negative regulation of protein neddylation. The record is from RefSeq and is a predicted model, not a curated record.